AAUUCGUAUUCGGAUCGCGAGUUAUUUACUACUUCGAUAUUAAUUUUCGUUGUAAUAUAAUUAAGGCUUAGUUGCAAUGGUUCGUGUGAAAAACAGAUAUAUUCUGGUUCAGUUCAUGUGCAACAACCGAUCCGAUACGGAUGCGUUCGCACUUACCUCCACUCAUUUGAGCGGUUUUCUACGGGAAAAAAUCGAAAAGUACUACGGAGAAUACGGCCUUGCCAGCACUCUUCGGCUAAAUGUAAUAUAUUUCAACGAGAAGACCCGACUCUGCAUCAUCCAAACCCGACAUGGGCCACAUCGGUUUGUGACCAGCAUUCUGCCCUUGCUCACUGUGGCAGAUACGGAAACUGUUCGCUAUCGAACGCUUUACGUGGGAGCCACACUAAAACAGUGUCAGAAGUUCAUAGUUCGCUAUCAGCAGGAGUAUGUCAACAAAAUGAUUGGGCUCUACAAGGGUGAAGUGCAGAAGGAGCGGUUCAUCGAGGAAGUUACCAAAAUGAAGCAAAUUUAGACACUUGUGUUAGUUGUGGAAGUAGCAUUAUAAUAUACCCUAUAGUUUUAUUGAACGAAUUCUACUAGCUUAACAGAAUAUAAGGUUUUUUUUU
Molecule: messenger RNA, 608 nt
Organism: Ochlerotatus camptorhynchus
Lineage: Eukaryota; Metazoa; Arthropoda; Insecta; Diptera; Culicidae
Gene: Pop5
Product: POP5 ribonuclease P/MRP subunit
Exons: 3
Coding region: 77-514 (145 amino acids)
Biological process (GO): tRNA 5'-leader removal
Cellular component (GO): ribonuclease P complex
Molecular function (GO): ribonuclease P RNA binding
Source: RefSeq, a predicted model, not a curated record